Molecule: messenger RNA, 375 nt
Organism: Dujonia railenensis
Lineage: Eukaryota; Fungi; Ascomycota; Pichiomycetes; Serinales; Debaryomycetaceae
Source: the annotation of a GenBank genome assembly
AUGUCUGAAAUCGACAAGCGCCAAGAGCAGGACAAAAAGGCGCAACUUUUACAAAAUCAAUACAACCAAUAUCAGGAAACUUUGACAGAAGUUCAAACGCAACUUAGUACAAUUUCAUCACAGAUUGAAGAACAUCAAAUAGUUGACAAGACGUUGGUUGCAAUUCCACCAUCUGAACGCCUGAACAGAAAAUGCUUCAAAAUGGUAGGAGGUGUGCUUGUAGAGAAGACGGUAGAUGAAGUUAUAAGGCUUUUAGACCAAGACUUAAAGAGUCUUGCUACCAGUAAGACUAAAUUAGAGAGUGAGGUGGUGAGAGUGAGAAAGGAAAUGGAGAGUUGGAUGAAAGAGAAGAACGUAAAGAUUGUUCGUCAAUAG